Messenger RNA from Triticum dicoccoides, 1256 nucleotides. RefSeq names its product protein CHAPERONE-LIKE PROTEIN OF POR1, chloroplastic-like. Gene Ontology annotation, cellular component: chloroplast membrane. Bases 77 to 901 code for a protein of 274 amino acids. Lineage: Eukaryota; Viridiplantae; Streptophyta; Magnoliopsida; Poales; Poaceae. The record is from RefSeq and is a predicted model, not a curated record. The transcript is spliced from 5 exons.
CGUAAAGUAACACGGGCAACCCAACCCACCACCUACGUCGUCGUCUCCGCCGCCUUGCUCUAUCCAUCGGUCGGCGAUGCAGGCCGCCGUCGCUUUGAGCCAGAGCCAGGCGUCCCUUCUCGUCCGGCGGCUCCCAAGGCCUUACCACUACGCCGGCGGGCCGGACCCGGAUGAUGGCGUGCUGCUGCUAGCACGACGAGGCGUGUCGCUCCCGCUCCCGCGGCUGCGGCUGCGGCGCGCCUGUUGCUCCGCGAGCCUACCCGUCGGUACCGGCGCCGGCGCCGGCAGUGAGCAUGUCCCUGUAUUCCCAAGACAAAAAACAUGGGAUCCUUACAAGCUUCUUGGUGUUGACCAUGAUGCAUCUGAAGAAGAGAUCAAUAGUGCAAGAAACUUCCUCCUUCAACAAUACGCUGGGUAUGAAGAAAACGAAGAGGCAAUUGAAGGUGCCUAUGAUAAGAUAAUGAUGAAGAGCUACUCACACCGUAAGAAGUCCAAAAUCAACCUGAAAAGGAAAUUAAUUAAGCAAGUGGAAGAAUCCCCAUCAUGGGUUAAGUCACUGCUUGGACACUUUGAGGUGCCAUCGAUGGAUGUUGUGUCAAAAAGAUUUGCUCUUUUUGGAUUUAUUGCUGGGUGGAGCAUCGCAACUUCUGCUGAGACUGGACCUACCUUCCAGCUUGCACUGGCACUCGUGUCAUGCAUAUACUUUCUCAACGACAAGAUGAAAAACCUUGCCAGGGCGUCUGCCACAGGGCUUGGACUCUUUGCGGGUGGCUGGAUAGUAGGUUCGCUGGUAGUCCCAGUGAUCCCGGCAUUUAUUUUCCCGCGUACUUGGUGUCUGGAGCUCCUUACUUCGCUGGUCGCUUAUGUAUUUCUAUUCUUGGGUUGCACUCUCGUCAAGUGAAAUCUGUGACACUUGAAACCGUUGUUGUUUCUGCGAGAUUUUCUGUUGCCGAUGUUGCAACUCCCUUUUGACCCGUGGGUAUAGAAGAUGACCUUUUGACAAGCCGAAACUUGGCCCACUAUUGUUCAGAUCCCAUGAGGUGUUGUUGUUAUCUCUAGUCUAAGCGAGCUUAUAUUGAUCAGUAUUGUAUUGUAUUGUAUUGUAUUGUAUUGUAGGCAGUUUCUGCAAGCUGCUGCUAGUUCUAGAGUGCUUGGGCAUGCUACCGUUGUAACUAUAAUAAACAGCUGCAGAUGUGCUUAUCGCUUGUUUGUGCUUGUGAUUUCACGGGCGGGCAUCCACCGUGUGUUUGUUGUGA